Molecule: messenger RNA, 11266 nt
Organism: Coregonus sp. 'balchen'
Lineage: Eukaryota; Metazoa; Chordata; Actinopteri; Salmoniformes; Salmonidae
Source: the annotation of a GenBank genome assembly
AUGUUUCGAAUGGUGGUAACAAAAAUGGCACUGAAGUUAAAUGUCAAUUUAUGCUUCUUUUUGGUAAGUACAUAUGAAGUACAUAUGAAGUUUUUUCUGUAAUUUUCACAUUUGAUUUCCAUAUGUCAACUGCCUUCGAGUCUAUGCAUGUGAUUUAAUUGGCAAACGUUGUAACUUUUACUUUGUGCAGUGUUGUAAUAUUAGACAAUAUCACCGGCAAGGUGCGGCUUGUUGAUACAUCUACCUACAGUACAUGCAUACUAUGUUCUUGAAAAUGUCAAUGUCUCAUCCUUUUGGUUCCAAUAAUAGACAAUACAAAUAAUUGCACUACGAUAUUUUUAACACAGCUAUUGUAUGAUAUGCAAGUUGUUAGACUGAACAAUAUCGCUCUCACAUGUGUCAACUCCAGAUCAUCUCAUGUGUGGACUCCUGCUUUAUCCCCGGCUCCAUACAAGCAACAGUACCUCAGACAGUACCAGUUGGACAAGUUAUUUCAAAAGGUAGCUAAACAUUCACAAAUGUUUCAGUCCUGUCAAACGUUGUAUGUAAUUGAUACUGAAUGAAACAAUCAAUAUAGUCAUACACUUUUUAUAACCAGUUGUCAUCCUUAAUCAUCCUUAAUCAUAAUCAUGUUAUCUUGCUUUGGAUAAUCCAUAUUGUUUUUAGUAAUUGUAUAGUUGAUAACGUUUCUUUCUCUCUCAUUGUUCAGUUGAUGUCGACCACUGUGACACCAAGACAUUGCACUUUACCACUAGUGACCCGGACUUCACCAUACAGGCAGAUGGAACUAUAGUAGCAGUCCACAUCACUAUGGUACCAGCCAAUGGCAGGACAUUCUCAGUGCAGUUUCAGGACCCCAAUGGUCAGAAGAGAGACAUUGAUGUUUACCUUGUCCAGAACUCUAGAAAGGUAAGGUGGAUUCCACAUUGGCUUAGAGUAAAAUAUGUUGAAGAUGCUAGUCCCAUACUUUUAAAAUAAGUACUGUAUUAUGUUUGUAGUGUCGUGACUUUUUGUGACUUUCCCCCCCAUGUUUCAGGUAUUGAAAGAUGGCCUACUAAAGCGCUCCAAAAGACGUUGGAGCCCUAUGCCCUUCAACAUCAUAGAAAACGACAUCCUUCCAUUUCCAAAGGAAGUUGAUCUGGUAAUGUCCUUAAAAUAAGUUACAACUUGCAUCACAUUUCAGCACAUUCUGUCUAUUUGAAUAUGGACAAUAAACCUAAGCCUUGUCCAUAUUUCAUGUAAUGUAGUGAUAACACACUCCUACAUGAGCAACAGCCAAAAUAUCCUUACCCAUGUUCCACUUUAUUUCACACUCUUUCUCACAUUCUGUACCUGUAUGCUCCACGCCCUCACCAGAUGGUACACACCCAACCACACACACGUAUACACAGGAUUAGUGGAAACUUUUGCUUAGUUGUUUUUUUCCCCUUCCUUUUAACCCCUCGCCUCCCUUUCUAACUACAAUGCAGCUGGAUUUGCACUGUAAUUUAAUCUCUUGUAACCUACCUAGGGAUUUCAUAUUAAUACAAAAUAACUGUUGGGCUGUGUCUACUAGGGAUGGGCACGGUUAAUCUAUUAAUCUAAUAUUUGAACAGAUGUUAGUAUUGGAUUACUUGUGUGAGUAUUCCUUUUUUAGAAUAAAAAUAUAUAGGCCUAUUUUAACAAUGAAAAGGCUUUGUCUGAAUUAAAUAAAAUGAGCAAUGUGACAUUGCUACACACAAGUAUAUACCAUGACAUUUUACAUUCUUAAUUUAAUAAAACAACAAACUUUUGAAUGUAGUUUUUAUGAUUUGCGCCACAUAAAAAAGACAUACCGGUAGCCUACACAUGUUUCACACAUGUAGCUUGUUAUUGUCCGGCAAUUAAAGUGGCAGAGGUUCCAUGUUAGCCUAGCAGUUGAAGUGGGAUUUUUAUAAUCAAUGAAUAAUGGUUUUGAAAUGACAGAAUUAAGUAACCUUAAUGAGAUGGCUUAGACUAUGUUGUGUCGAGUAAACGUUGCUAAUUAUGCUGUGUGACCAAGGAGGACCCGCUGACGCUGUACUUUCAUCAUAAAGGUUUAUUCAUAACAAAGGGUUACAGCGUCGAUUUACAGAUACCUGCAGAUACCUGGAGAAUAAUCCCCCCAUCUCAAAUCUGAUUAUUCUGUCUUCCUUUGUCCCAACUGUGGUAUAUAUUCUUUACCCUGCUGUGGGUGGUUUCCCAUACAGACCAAUCACCUGUAUCCACACAACAGACUUCCUCUGUUCUAUGGGGUGUCCCUCUAAAACUACUCCCUGGGCUAAAUAAACCUCCUAUCAGGUUCCAUUUGAAAACGUUAGCAAAGUCAUAAUUCCUCAGAUACUACAACUACAAUGAGCAACCAACAGGUAAACUGUUGUUUAAUUUGAAUGUAGUUGUUGUAGACAAGAAACUAGGCAGAAUGGAUUUGUGCUUCAAAUAUAGCAGUUCUGUAACAUAUUCUAUUGAGCCUCUCAUUCUACUUAAUUGCUGGACUCAACACGUUACGGAGAGAGAUUAAAUUACUGUGUAGGAAGCACUGGGGACAGGUUGUCUGGAUACUGGACAGACAAUAAAUUGGCAGAUGCAAACAGAUUAUCAUCUUUAGCAGACAACAGUUCUUGAGGUUUGAACAAGAAAUCUGUUUGCGAUUUCGUUCAUACUGGUGAACCGGCGUUUGAAUUAUGCGGUUGCAAUAUGAAAAUAUCAGGACACCAGGGGAGUCUCUCAAGUUGGAUUUGACAGAAUAUUGCAGCCCAUUUGUGUACGCUAUUAACCAGACAAAACCCGCUGAGCUCAUCAUUAAAUAGUGGCUGUAUUUAUCCUCAAGCCGACUAGUUUUUUCCUCAUCGUUUGGCUAUUUGAUGUGUAAUUUUUUAUAAAACGUUUCUAAAUAGCAGCUAAAUACAGUAUAUUGCUGUAGAUAGUACACUGCAUAAUGAAGCAAUAUAGUAAACUAGUGUUCUGAGGGUGGACUGACUGUAUGUAGACCUAUUAUUUGGCAUUAAUAGACUGGUUUUACGCACAACUUUCUAUCAAAGCUGGGAGAGAGCCCGAGGAGGGCUCAUGUCAUGCAGGUUGAGGUAGCCUAUACAGGACAGUUGUAUAUUCAAAUAUAUUGGUAGCUGAUUAGUAUGCUGUUGCAUCGAACAUUUAUUUAACUCCGACCUUGCGGGGGUCCAGAUAAACUGUGUUACGCCAGUGCAAGGACAAGGAGUGCAGCAAAAUUAUAGCCUCAAUUAGCCUUGCUAGUUGGCUAACUCAUGGCUACCGUAGCUAGCUAGCUUCUUUAUAUCGAUUGGCACUACCAGAUGGUAUGAUCGAUAACCUAUGGCAGCGACAAGUUUGUCAACCCAGUAUCACAGCUUAUUGUGAAAUUGACACAAAUUGCUUAUUAGAAAAUUGUGACUUUUUUCGUGUGCCUGUCACGAAUUUCCAAUAAGUAAUUUGUGUCUAUUUCACAAUAAGCUGCGAUAGUGUGUUGAGUUUAAGUAGCACGAGUAUGGCUACUUUCUCCGGUCUCACACACACCGACACCUGCCCUUCCCCCGCCCUUCUGCAGCUCGCCGGAGCCGCGCAGCAAACAAGUGCUGUUUAGAAGAAACUUUUUUCAAAGGUUUCACAGAAAGCACACAUGUAUUUCGACUACCCGGAUAUCCCACCCAAAAAUAAUAAUAUUAUUCGAAUAGUGAAAAUAUUUCUAAUACCCAACCCUAGUGUUUAUACAGGCAGCCCAAUUCUGAUAUUUUGCCAAUAAUUGGUCUUUUGACACAGCCUUAGUAACACUUAGUCAAAACGUAUAAUGCUUUAGACCUAUUACUUUCUAGGUGUGUAUGAGCAUUUCUGUUUCGCAAAACGUAAUGCUUUAAAUCCUUACUGUACAAUUUUCAAACCAGAAUGAUAUGAUUAUCCCACUGCUUGUUAAAGCUUGACCCCAGAUAAUAUUUGAUUGUUUUCUGGUCCAGGUUGCAUCUGAUUCGUCUGCCACAUACAAUGUGUACUACACCCUCAGUGGGCCUGGUGUGACAGAGGACCCUGUGGGUGUGUUCAGUGUGGUAAAGGAAACUGGGAUGCUGAAGGUCAACAGAGCUGUCGACCGCGAGAUUACCCCUCAGUUUGUAGUGAGUAGUAAACAACAAUUAUUGAUUUAUUGCUUGAUUGAAUAAUUGAUUCAUUCUUUAUCUAUGAUGUUAAAACAUGACAUUUGUACUCUUGAUGCAUAGCACAGACAACACAAUAAACAGUAAAGAUGUUACUGACCAACGUCCACCUCUCUCUUUCUCCAGUUUCAAGCCAGAGUGUUUGACAGAUUCACCAACCAGGAGACAGACUUACCAUUACCCAUCACAGUGAAUGUAGAAGAUGUGAAUGACAAUGCACCAACAUUCACUGGCCAACUGCAGUUUACUGUGCUGGAGCAAAGCCAUGCAGGUGAGAAACAUACAGCUGAAGUAAGAAAUACCAGAGUGCCUUUAGCCUCUGUAAUACAGUACAUAGAAAAAGUGUCAUACGUUUCACAAAUUAGUCAAUUUACAGAUACAUUUGUCAUAUAUCCAGACAUUGUUUUGAAACAGGAACUUGUGGAUGUGAACUAAUAGCCUGUGUUUUGUGAUGUGUUCCAUUGCAGGUACCAUGGUGGGGAUGGUGAAUGCCACAGACAUAGACGAGCGUGGUACAGACCACACUAAGAUCAGGUACUCCCUCCUCUCUGGGACCGACCUGUUCUACAUCAACCCAGAGACAGGAGUCAUCAGCACCAAAACAGAUACUCUUGACAGAGAGGUGAGAGUCAGUCUCCUCUUCGUACUUUCAAAAUAUCUCCCUUAGAUUUCCAGGGUUCCACAUUGUUGACCACUGCUAUCAUUGUUAGAAUUAUUCAUUUUUAAUAUACACUGAGUGCACAAAACAUUAGGAACACUUACUCUUUCAAUGACAUAGACUAACCAGGUGAAUCAAGGUGAAAGCUAUGAUCACUUAUUGAUGUCACCUGUUAAAUCCACUUCAAUCAGUGUAGAUGAAGGGGAGGAGACAGGUUAAAGAAUGAUUGUUAAGCCUUGAGACAAUUGAGACAUGGAUUGUGUAUGUGUGCCAUUCAGAGGGUGAAUGGGCAAGACAAAAUAUUUAAGUGCCUUUGAACAGGGUAUGGUAGUAGGUGCCAGGCGCAUCGGUUUGAGUGUGUCAAGAACUGCAACACUGCUGGAUUUUUCACGCUCAACAGUUUCCCGUAUGUAUCAAGAAUGGUCCACCACCCAAAGGACAUCCAGCCAACUUGACACAAAUGUGGGAAGCAUUGGAGUCAACAUGGGCCAGCAUCCCUGCGGAAUGCUUUCAACACCUUGUAGAGUCCAUGCCCCAACGAAUUGAGGCUGUUCUGAAGGCAAAAGGGGUGCAACUCAAUAUUAGGAAGGUGUUCCUAAUCAUUUGUACACUCAGUGUAUAUUUGACCUAAAUGUAUAUUUGGGGAUUUUGUUUUUCAGGUGAAAGACAAGUAUUUGGUGACAGUGGAAAUCAAAGACAUGAAUGGAGCUCUGAAUGGUCUAUCCAACACUGCUACAGCCACCAUAGUGUUGGGAGAUAUCAACGACAACCCUCCCACUUUUACAAAGACGUCUGUAAGUUAAAAAAAAUAAUCCUGAAUAAAAAAUUUACAGUAAAGACAUUUUUGUAUCGCAGUUUAUUCGGCAGCAAAACAAUAGUUAUGGUGAAAAUGUGCUAUAUUUUGUUUGCUAUACAGUAUGGAUAUUCAAUACACCUCAGUCAGAUAAUUGAACAUGCUGCUUUCCUCUUGCAGUAUAGUGUGAACGUUAUGGAGAACCAAGAGAAAGGCCUUAUCCUCAGAAUCCCUAUUGAAGACAAGGACUUACUUAACACACCAAACUGGAACUCUGAGUUCAUCAUCACCAAGGGGAACGAAAAUGGGAACUUCAGGAUUGAAAGAGACCCAAAAACAAAUGAAGGACUAAUUUACCUAACAAAGGUGAGUUGGUACUCACAAUGAUCUGAUCUUGACUUUCAUAUUUAUUUAUAGAAAAAGGCUAACAUAUAAUUUCGGUGAACUAUCCCAUAACAUAAAGACAGUCAAAAUAUUGAACCAAAAUACUUAUUUACUCUUGUACAAUGACAUUGUCAUUGAUAGCUGAUAGACCAAUAAUAAUGCAAUAAAAUGCCACUCCAUGUCCUCGCUGUGUCUCCAGCCUCUAGACUACGAGAAGACCAAGAACCUAAAGUUUGAGGUGUUGGCCCGUAACCAGGCUGAGCUGAGUGGGACCAAUGCCAAGUGGGUGUCCAUCCCUGUGAAUGUCACAGUGGGGGACGUGGACGAGGGACCUGAGUUCACUGCCCCAACCGUACUCUUCACUGUCCAGGAGAAUACUCCAAACGACACCCUGAUCGGAACAUACACAGCCGUAGACCCAGAAACCAAGAGCAGUGCCGGCAUUAAGUAAGAUCUUAGUUUACCUCAAUGUCAUACAUUAUUAGCCUGGUCCCAGAGAUGGCAUAUUGUGUGACCAUAUUGAUAAUGGACAUAGUAAUAAUAUGAUGUUAUAACAAGUAAGGUCAGAUUGUGUUUUAAUAGAAAAUAGAGGUACAGUGAAAUACAGAAUGCCAUGUUUUUUUCUCUCUCCAGCACUUGAUGGCAGAAUUGCACCAUUAUGCUCAUGAAUGCUGUAAUACCGUCUUCUCUCUCUGUUCCCUCUCAGGUAUUACAAAGUCUCAGACCCGGCUUCAUGGAUCAAUGUCGAUGAAAGCACUGGACAGCUGAAGAUCGCCAACACAAUCGACAGGGAGUCCCACUUUGUAGUGGAUGGCGUUUACAACGUCACCAUGAAAGCUGUGGAUGCCAGUAAGUAGAUAUUGUUACACAGUGUCUCGCAUGUCUUUAUUAAAUAUCUGUGUAGUCAGGAUGAUCUUAACUCAUCUAUUGCUAGGAAAAACUCUGGACCUGAUGCAUAAAACAUCUUAAGUGUUUCCUUUAAGGACCGGCAUACUUAAGGGAUUUUACCCCAGAGUUUCUAAACCCAGAGGCGCAACAUCAUGAGACUUCCGGGAACGCUUGCGAAACAGACCAAACAGACCAGGCUGGAGAUUGGGAAAUGAAAAAUGCUUCCUUAGUUGUUAAUUUUAUCGAUCUAAAGGCACAACCUAGAUUCGAGCCAAUGUCUUAUGUAGUUGAACAUGUUAUUACUCCAACCUUGUGAAAGUGGCAAACUGACACGCUUUCAUUUUAGUCCAAAACUACUUUAUAUCGAAGGAGUGCCUUUGAUUUGACGGCCUGCACAUGAACAGUUCGGCGCGAGACGACCGUUAGACCCGAUGAUGUGUUUCUGCGCAUGAAAUUAACUAGCCAACGUCGCCAUGACAUCACCUACAAGUGUGAUCGGAGAUUUCUAAUGGAGAAGCAAUUUCUGCAUAUCUUCAUACUGUACUCUCUUUGGUUUUACGGUAGUUUGAAGGUAUGUAUGGCAGAAUGAGUCUCUGGUUACCAUGGAGACGACCAUCACUGGCUGAACGUCUCGUCAUAGAGAUCGCAUUUAUUGUAGGAGAUCGCAAAAUAGAACUACAUUCAAGACAGGAGAAACAAGUUGAUUCAGAAGAUAAUAAAACACGUUUCUUGUAGUUUUUUUCUCAACUUGUUUCUAUUACUUUCUAGCAGGUCAAGCUAAUUUACAGAGUAGGUAGCUGGCAAACCUUUUUUUGCUUUGUCAUUAUGGGGUAUUGUGUGUAGAUUGAUGAGUGGAAAAAAAACGAUUUAAUCCUUUUAGAAUAAGACUGUAAGGUAACAAAAUGUGGAAAAAGUCAAGGGGUAUGAAUACUUUCCGAAUGCACUGUAUAUGGGACCUUGUGGGCACCCUUUCCCCUUAAUUUAAGGGGGCAAUUCUCCUUAAAAUGUUUUGUGCAAAUGACUUAACAUUAAAGAAACAUUAAGGGAAAAGAUAAGCGGGAAAAUAACUUAAGAUGUUUUAUGCAACCGGCCCCAGGGCCCUAGUUCUAGCCCUCCAGCUAAUAGCGUGCUAAUCCUGCAUUUGCUUUCUCCCAGUGCUUCUAUCACUGUAACAAGUAUCAACACUCUAUAACAAGGAAGAGACUGAGCAUCGUAAUAAUAGCUAACAACACCACUGUGCCCUGUUCCAUCUCCUCAAGGCCUCCUUUUACUGGCAUGUUGGGACUGACUCUCUGAUAUUGGAGUGUGUCUGCACACCUUGAAUUACACCACAGAGGAUGAGAGGUUGUCGUCGUCUUUACGCCUUGGCUGAUGUUACCUAAUACCUAAGACAUUCUGGUGUUAGCGUCAACCACCCCAUCCACCCUCGUCAAUGUUCGUUUUAUGUUCACACAGACAACACAAUAACUCUUUGUGUGUUGUUUAAGAGACAGGAUGAGGAGUAUAGUAGUCACUCUGUAACACCUGGUGUGAUCAUGUCAUUGAGGUCCAUGACAUUGUGUUACUCAGUUCUAUUCCAGAUGUGAUGAUGAUGGGGGUUUUGGGCAUACGCUAUCUACUGGUCCUUAUCUCUGUUUUGCAUUUAUAACAGGGAGUGACUGUGAAAAUAUCAGUACUGUAUGCCAUCUGUAACUGAACUUUAAAGUUUUCCCGUUUAUUGUCAUGUGUGAGAGUGAAUAGAUUGGAAAUCUGACUCACUCAAGUUCUCACAAUCAAAACACAAUAAAAACAGCAAGAAGGCAUUGUUCAUAGAUAUGUUAUCGCGUUUCUUACAUAUGUCUCCUUUCUCCUAGGUCAGAAGACAGGUACAGGGACGGUGAUUAUUCAAGUGGAAGACAUGAACGACCACGUCCCAGACAUCCCCUCUAAAGACCUGUUGUUGUGUGAGAAGGAUGGGGGAGAGAUGGGCUCUGUGCUGGUGGUAGCCGAAGACAAGGACCACGCUCCCUUCUCCGCCCCCUUCAGCUUCAAUCUGGGAGAGAAACAUGAUGAGAAAUGGGCUGUGAAGCCACUUAACAGUAUGAAAAGGAUUCCUACCUCCUGACUCCAUUGCAUCUCUAUAUUAAUUGAUGUCUUGCAAAUGUGAUUUAAAAGAUGAAGCAGUUAUUUAAUGGGGAAGAAGUCCAUAAAUGUACAAUUUUCAUCUUAUAAUGAAUAGUCAGUAUCAUACAUUAUUGAAUACAACUUUAAAGCCGAAAUACUCUCUAGAAUGCAACCUCAGCAGAGCCACCUUACACGGCACCUGUUAACUGAUAUUCUUUAGUGAAAUGUUUUUAGAGCCAGGAGUUUACAGUGUAACCUCACCAGGAAAACUAGUGCCCAAACGUCUGUUCCUAACAACAGUGUAUUUCCUCCUCAGACACUGCAGUGAUGUUGGAGCAAACCAAGGAGCUCCCCACCGGCCUGUACACUGUCCCCCUGAUGGUGAAGGACCUGCAGGGCUUUGGAAAGACCCAGACUGUGACGGUCCGGAUCUGCCGAUGCAGGAACGGCGCGUGUCUGGCCCAACAGAACUCCACAUCUCUGGGGGUGUGGGCCAUCCUGGCUAUGCUGCUAGGUCUGGCUCUGCUACUUCUACUCUGUGAGUCUCCACUGGGCUAUUAUGGACAUUCAUAUUAUUUAUGUAGGCCUGACAUAUUAGUGUCAAAGCAAUAAUAAGAUAGGACAACAUAUAAAACUGAUGAGAUAUUAGAAAUUGGAUGGUGAAGUCUUUAACAGCUGAUAACAGCUAGUAUAGCUCUAUUCCUUAACAAAUGGCUUGUGCUUCUUGUCCAUCUGACAGCCUUGUUGUUGCAGUACCACUCACACACUUUCUUGUUGGUUCUUUAUCGCAGGUAUCCUCUGUGCAUUCGUCUGUGUGACAAAGAAUGAGAAAAUGGAGCUGGAGGAUAUGGGAGACAGUGGUGGUAUCCUGCUGACGUCUAACAUCGAGGCCCCAGGGGAUGCAGUGGUAUGGCCGUCAUAAUGAAAGUAUUAUGAACACAUUGCUCAUGGUCAUGAAAUCAAAGCAGAUUUCAGUGUUACAUCCUCAUUUGUAUGCAUACGUUUUUUUUAUGUCUCCUCCUCAGGAUUCAAAUCUCAUCAUCGUUCCAAAGUCUGCUAUUGACCAUUCAGUGAAGGGAUCCAUGAUUGACGUGGGGUGGGCUGGAGCUAAGAACUCGGGUAAGAUGGGAGGAGGCCUGGGCACUCAACAGAACCUGCUACAGCAGUCCGGCAGCGUCAUUGUGACCGAUAUGCAGAACGGCUUCUCUGACCAAUACGACGGCAGUCAAUACGGUGGACAAAAUGGCAGUGGACAAUUUGGUGGAGGUCAAUAUGGUGGCGGACAAUAUGCCAGUGGCAAUAUGACUUUUGACAACACACGUUUCAUGAAGUUCAACAACUCUGCAGCCUGGAACACCUGGCAAACCAACGGGCUGUUUCUACAACAGGUAAAACAACUCACACAAUGUCAAUGUGUUUAACUUUAGUCUGAGUAAAACACAGUCAAUUGAUAAUAUCAUCAUGAUCAAAUGUUCUGCCUUUUCUCUAAGGUUUAAUGUAGUUCUUACUAUUGGUAAAAGCCUAGACAAUUCCGAUGUGUAAUGUUAGCUUGCUUAUUGGCUAAACCCUGGGAUUCUGUGUCAGCUUUCAUGUAUCUCGUCUGGUCAGUGAAAUGUUUGCUGUUCUCAGUGUAAUAUCCGUCAGUAAUAUCCUGUGGAAGGAUGUAAUAUCACCUACUGUAAUAUCUUCCCUCCCAUCGGGCUAGUUCUUGUCUGCUCCCUAUGGACUAAUAACAACAUGCAUUCUCCACUUUCCACCUCAUCUUUUACCUUGUCUGCUACCAUGUCUAUCCUGUCUCAACAUGUUUACCUGGUCUACCUUUUCUUUGCAGAAGUUGGCUUACCUAGGGACGGAAGAGGAGGGACGGUACGCCGAUGAUAUCAUCCACGCGUACGGCUUCGAGGGGGUGGGGUCUCCAGCCGGCUCGGUGGGCUGCUGCAGUGACCAAGGCAACCAGGAAGACCUGGACUUCCUAAACAGACUGGGGCCAAAGUUCAACACGUUAGCUAAGGUCUGCACUAACAAAUGAACCAGGAAGAUCUAUUGCAAUAUUGUUUUUACCACUGAAAGUGUUUUCCCAUGUUUGUUUUUGUUGAUAAUUAUUAUCAAGGGUGAUACAAAACAUUGAGUCAGUGUCAUCACACUGAAUUGCUCAAACUGUUUGUUGGUUAGAGCCUUUUUGCACUGGAAAGUACGAUGUAUUUACUUGUAAAUAGUGUACAUUUAGUGAUUUAAGUGCCAAAGCUUCUAUUUUUGUUUAUUUUUUACUUGGUCAUGUUCUCU